ACAAAAAAAAAAAAAGCCUUACAAAAAGCAGAAAAAGGAGGCUUGGUUUUCUUUUCCUUCAGGCUUCUGCUAAGCAAGCAUCUUCUUUCCCUCACUUUUUCUCCCUAGUGUUCUUCCUUUCCUUGCUUUUUCUUCUUCUUUUUUCACUAAAUUCUCUCCAUUAUUCAAUCUCAAUAACCUUCACUUCUCUUUCAAUUCUCUCAGAUUUCCACUUCUCAUCCCUCAAGAACCCUAUCCUCUUACCCAAAUCUUUCCCUUCUUUUCAUUCCAGAAAUUUCCCUCAUUCAUAUUUUCUGGGUUUCAUUCAUCAACCCCACAAGAAAAUUCAGUUCCUCUCUCUCUCUCUCUCUGUCUCUCUUGCUUUCUCUCUCUACAUAUAUAUAGUACAUAACUCAUUUUCUUUUAACCUUUGAAUUUUUUCAAUUAUCUAUAUUUGAGCUUCAAAAGACUCUGAAUUUGACACUACCCUGAUCUCAAGUUUUGAACUUUGCUGAAAUCUUUAUUUCUACUUCUUUUUUUUUUAUUUUUUGAAGAAAUUCUGCACACAGCCACUUUUCUCUCUCUUACAGUAAAUAACACUUUUUUUUACUGCGUAAUAUCUGAGCUUCAAAAUGCUCUGAAUUGGGGACUUCCCUGAUCUCGAAUUUCGCUCUGGUGAAAUAUUUUUGUUUUUUCUCCUUGCUAUCAUUGUUCGUUGAAGUAAUUUGAUGGGAAUCUGCCAUGGAAAACCCAUCGAGACCCAGCAGAGUGAGAGAGAAAACCCAGAAUUCCCGAGCGAAGUUCCGUCAUCAACAAACCCCAAACCCUCGAAAUUCCCAUUCUACAGCCCGAGCCCUUUGCAGAGUUGGUUUAAAAACUCGCCGGCGAACUCAAACCCUAGCAGCGUGAGUUCCACACCGUUGAGGAUCUUCAAGCGCCCCUUCCCUCCUCCGUCUCCGGCCAAGCACAUUCGCGCUCUCCUCGCUCGGCGCCACGGCUCCGUGAAGCCGAACGAAGCCUCCAUACCUGAAGGCAGCGAGUGUGAGAUUGGGCUGGAUAAGAGCUUCGGCUUCGCCAAACAGUUCUCGGCCCAUUACGAGCUCGGCGAAGAAGUGGGCCGCGGCCAUUUCGGCUACACCUGCUCCGCCAAGCCCAAGAAGGGCCCCCUCAAAGGCAUCGACGUUGCCGUCAAAGUCAUUCCGAAAUCCAAGAUGACUACAGCAAUUGCCAUAGAGGAUGUAAGGAGAGAAGUGAAGAUAUUGCGGGCUCUAACUGGACAUAAGAAUCUGGUGCAAUUCUAUGAAGCCUAUGAAGAUGAUGAAAAUGUUUUUAUAGUUAUGGAGUUGUGCAAAGGAGGGGAAUUGCUAGAUAGGAUUCUUUCCAGGGGUGGAAAGUACCCAGAAAACGAUGCCAGAGUAGUUAUGAUCCAAAUAUUAAGUGUUGUAGCAUUUUGUCAUCUGCAGGGUGUUGUUCACCGUGAUCUCAAGCCAGAGAAUUUUCUUUUCACUUCUAAGGAUGAAAAUUCCACGUUGAAGGCCAUUGAUUUUGGAUUGUCUGACUAUGUGAAGCCAGAUGAGAGGUUGAAUGAUAUUGUUGGAAGUGCUUAUUAUGUAGCUCCAGAAGUUUUGCAUAGAUCUUACGGGACAGAAGCAGAUAUGUGGAGCAUUGGUGUCAUUGCUUAUAUUCUUUUAUGUGGGAGCCGUCCCUUUUGGGCUCGGACUGAAUCAGGUAUAUUUCGGGCUGUACUCAAGGCAGAUCCAAGUUUUGAUGAAGCUCCUUGGCCUUCUUUAUCUGCUGAUGCUAAAGAUUUUGUAAAGAGGUUGUUGAACAAGGAUUAUCGUAAAAGGUUGACAGCAGCUCAGGCACUAAGUCAUCCAUGGCUGGUGAAUCAUCAUGAUGAUAUGAGGAUACCUUUGGAUAUGAUAAUCCACAAGCUUGUUAAAGCUUACAUUUGCUCAUCUUCUUUACGUAAAUCUGCUUUACGGGCUCUUGCAAAGACAUUAACAGUAGCUCAGCUAGCUUAUCUCAGAGAUCAAUUUACUCUGUUAGGACCAAACAAGAGUGGAUUAAUCUCUAUGCAGAACUUUAAGACGGCUGUUCUGAGGAGCUCCACAGAUGCUUCAAAGGAUUCAAGGGUCUUAGAUUACGUGAAUAUGGUUAGUUCUAUCCAAUAUAGGAAACUAGAUUUUGAGGAAUUUUGUGCUGCCGCUAUAAGUAUGCACCAACUAGAGGGAAUGGAGAGCUGGGAGCAGCAUGCAAGGCGAGCCUAUGAGCUUUUUGAAAAGGAAGGAAAUAGACCAAUUAUGAUUGAGGAACUUGCUUCGGAACUUGGGCUUAGUCCAUCAGUACCUGUUCAUGUAGUACUUCAAGAUUGGAUAAGGCACUCAGAUGGGAAGCUUAGUUUCUUGGGGUUUGUCAGGCUUCUGCAUGGGGUUUCUUCCCGUGCAUUUCAGAAGGCUUGAACGAAUAGUUGCUAUUAUUUUUUCUUGCCCGUUACCUUUAAAUAUUUUGAUAGGAUAAUGCUUUAGCUACCCUCCAUCAGCAGACCUCAAUGAUGGCUUCUGCAAGUUGAAGGCAGUGGCUGAUAGGAAUUUGUUGCUGAUGAAGCUGUAUGCAACAUCUUCAUGUAUCAAUCCCACUUUUCCAAAAUUUACCAACACAACCUUCUCCCCACCUUGUUCUCACUCACUUUAGGUUGGUGGUUCUGAAGUUAGAGGCUUGUACAGAUGAAAACUAGACCACAAAUUGUACCUAGAACCAUCAGAACCUCUGAAAAAUGAUGAUUCUCUUCGCAUGUUACCCAUGGCACCUUUCAAUAAACCUUCUUAUCACGUGAACUCCUUGAUAGUUGACAGUUUUUUUAGCUUUUUUGUUGUUGUAUUUACAUGUUAUUAUUCCAGGCCACAAGUGAUGGUACCUUUUAUAUACAAUAGCUUUAUGGAGUUUUCAAUCUAUAACUUAUUCCAAACUA
Messenger RNA from Vigna angularis (adzuki bean), 2950 nucleotides. Its product is annotated as CDPK-related kinase 7. NCBI's taxonomy places the organism in Eukaryota, Viridiplantae, Streptophyta, Magnoliopsida, Fabales, Fabaceae. Gene Ontology annotation, molecular function: calcium/calmodulin-dependent protein kinase activity; calmodulin binding; calcium-dependent protein serine/threonine kinase activity. The coding region runs from base 708 to 2441 and encodes 577 amino acids. The transcript has 11 exons. Gene Ontology annotation, biological process: intracellular signal transduction; peptidyl-serine phosphorylation; protein autophosphorylation. The record is from RefSeq and is a predicted model, not a curated record. Gene Ontology annotation, cellular component: cytoplasm; nucleus.